Molecule: messenger RNA, 5707 nt
Organism: Temnothorax curvispinosus
Lineage: Eukaryota; Metazoa; Arthropoda; Insecta; Hymenoptera; Formicidae
Product: serine/threonine-protein phosphatase 6 regulatory ankyrin repeat subunit A-like
Exons: 23
Coding region: 273-4124 (1283 amino acids)
Molecular function (GO): protein binding
Source: RefSeq, a predicted model, not a curated record
GCGGUUUAACCUCGCAGCUGAGUGACAAGCAGUGACAAGCAAAUUUUUCUUGAUGCGAUUUAGUAUAUAGGAGCUCGAUUUUCAGUUCUUAUGGACAUGUAAAGAUUUUGCAUUUGCACCGUGGUUGUGUAAUGGACAUUGUCAUGCAACAUUGGACAUAAAUGUACAUUUUGCUUGACGCGUUGCUCUUCAGUUCUUAUGAGAGCAUAAAGCUUUGAUUCGCGCUGUAGACAUAUGAUGGAUGUAUAGCCUGAGAUCGACAGGGUGAUUUUAUGUUGCGAGACCAGCAUCGGAGGGACAACGUAUCACGGAAAAUGAGCGAGACUCCAACGAAUGAUGUACCUGAGAGCAACGGUGCGAUGGAGCAGCCUGCUUACAACGGGGAAGCAGAGGAACACGCUGUCAAGUCUCCAGUGAGUAUAGAGGAGAAGGCACCAGAUUCCGUAUGUGACAAUGGUGUAAAGAGGAGUGCCACCGCCACUGGCAACGCGCCGAAUAGAACGAAGAAACGUAAGAAGGCUCCAAGAGACGCCACUGCACCGAGACAGCCGCUGAGUGGUUACUUUCUGUUCUUAAACGACCGAAGAGAGACAGUCCGAAACCAGAAUCCAAGCUUGACGUUCACAGAGAUUACGAAACUUCUAGCCGCGGAAUGGAGUAAAUUGCAAAUCGAUCAGAAGCAGCGUUAUUUGGAUGCAGCCGAGCGAGACAAAGAGCGCUACAAUCGCGAGUUUAGCAAUUACAAGCAAACAGAAGCAUAUCGGCUGUUUAACGAAAAACAGUCGGAGAGACAAAAUGAAAGUAAGAAGGAGAGAAACGGCACGGACGUAAAUGCUGAACAGAAUGAUGUUGAGCAGGAAAAGGACAAUGAUUUUACAGGCUUCGAUAUCCCUAUUUUCACAGAAGAAUUCCUUGAUCAUAACAAAGCCUGUGAGGCUGAAUUAAGACAAUUGCGGAAAGCCACGUCCGAUUAUGAAGCUCAGAACGCAGUUCUCCAGCGACACGUGGACAGUCUGCACGCAGCCGUGAAUCGCUUGGAGUCCGAAACUAAUCAACAACGAACGACCAAUCAAGCUCUGCAGCGUCACUUAGAUUCUCUUCGUUCUCAACUGGCAGGCUGCUUCGCCACCAUAUCGCUUCCAGGUGAGGGGGACACAGUUAUUGUAGAACUUCUCUUGUUAAACGGUGCAGCACCGAAUAGCAAAGAUAAGAAAUGGUUGACUCCCUUGCACCGAGCCUGCUGCUCGGGCAAUCACAACGUAGUGGACAUUUUGUUGAAAUACAAAGCGGACGUGAACGCCCGAGAUCGCAGUUGGCAGACACCUCUUCACGUAGCAGCAGCAAAUAACGCAUCGCAAUGCAUAGAACUUUUAAUACCACAUGUGUUAAAUAUCAAUGUCACAGACAGAGGCGGAAAAACGUGUCUUCAUCAUGCGGUGUAUAACGGGCAUGUCCAAACGUGUCAAUACCUUAUGAUGUUUGGUUCCGUGAUAAACGCCUCCGACAAGAAAGACCGAAGGGCUUUGCAUUUCGCGGCGUACAAAGGCCACAAUGAGAUUCUGAAAGCGUUAAUAGACAAAGGUGCCGACGUGGACGUUAAGGAUCGAGAUUUAUAUACUCCAUUGCAUGCAGCAGCCGCGUCUGGUAAUGUAGAAUGUGUGCACAUUUUAAUCGAAGCUGGCGCCGAUAUCGAGGCCAAGAACGUGUACGGAAAUACACCACUGCAUAUCGCGUGUUUGAACGGAUGUCCCCUCGUAAUCAAAGAACUUGUAGCCAAUCGUGUUAAUUUAGAGGCCGUGAAUUAUCGUGGGCAGACCGCGUUGCACGUCGCUGCCGCCAGCCUGCAUGGUGUUCACUGUUUUAAAAUGUUGAUAUACAAUGGAUUGAAAGUCAACGUUCAAUCGGAAGACGGCCGUACACCGUUACAUAUGACUGCGAUCCACGGGAGAUUUACGAGAUCAAAAACGUUGCUGGAUGCAGGAGCUUUUCCAGAUGCGAGAGACAAAAAUGGAAAUACCGCGUUGCAUAUCGCCGCUUGGUUUGGCUUCGAAUGUUUGACGACAUCUCUAUUGGAAAGCGCUGCGUCUCCGGCUACACGCAACGCACAGCAACGUACACCUUUGCAUCUGAGUUGUCUAGCGGGACACAUAGAAGUCUGUAGAAAAUUAUUGCAACUCGAUAGCAGGCGAAUUGACGCGCGAGAUAUCGGUGGCAGAACAGCUUUACAUUUGGCAGCAUUUAAGGGGUCCGUAGAUUGUUUGGAUCUGCUGUUAUCUAGCGGUGCCAAUUUUCGUCUUGUUGACAAUGACAAUCGAUUGGCUCUUCAUCAUGCCGCGUGUCAAGGACACUAUCCUUGCGUCUUCACUUUGGUUGGGUUCGGUAGCGAUUCAAACGCUCAGGACGUGAACGGUGCAACACCGUUACAUCUGGCUGCAGCGGCGUCGAAUUCUAAUGCCGAGUCUUUUAAGUGCGUGCAAUACUUGCUGCAGCACCGGGCAGACCCGCAUUUACGCGACAAACGCGGUUUCACCGCGAUCCACUACGCGGUGGCGGGUGGCAAUAAAAAGGCACUGGAAGCGCUUCUGAAUGCGUCGUCGCAACCUUCGAAUCUGGCCGCUUCGCUCAGCUCUUCGACCGGGCAGGAGCCGCCCCUGCCAGCGCUCACUCCGAUACACCUCGCGGCAUAUCACGGUCACGAUGAGAUCUUGCAACUGCUUCUACCUUUGUUCCCCAAUACAAAUAUCAAGGAAGACAGCGGGAAGACGCCGCUAGAUCUGGCUGCCUACAAGGGGCAUAAACAAUGUAUCGUGCUUCUGCUGCGAUUUGGCGCUUCCGUGGCAGUGCAGGAUUCCGUCACGAAACGCACGCCCGUGCACUGUGCUGCCGCGACCGGUUACGCGGAUUGCCUGGCUCUUCUUCUGCAGAACAUGGACGAUCCCAACGUGGUAAAUUGCUACGACUCCAAGCAACGCACGGCUCUGACGCUGGCGGUGGCGAACAACUAUCAGGAGUGCGCGAUGCUGCUGCUGACGUACAAAGCCGACUGCAAUUUGCCGGACGUCAAUAAGCACACGCCGCUGUUUCGCGCGGUGAUCAACGAGUGUGAUAAUCAGUUGGUGAAACUGUUGUUAAAGCAUGGUGCCCAAGUGGCAGUGCAAGAUGUAAACGGUAAAACGCCGUUACAUUUAGCAGCUGCUUGUGGCAGAUUGUAUGCUUUAGCCGCCCUCGUUAAAGCCGAUCCGACCGCGGCGACUUUGAAGGACGAUCAAGGCUGCACGGUGCUCCAUUGGGCUUGUUACAACGGCAACUCGAAUUGCGUGGAGUAUCUUUUGAAUCAUGACGUGUUCGAUUCUUUGGAAGGUAAUCCUUUUUCUGCCGUACAUUGCGCCGUAUAUCAGGGAUCCGCGCACUGCCUAGAGUUACUGAUCAACAAGUUCGGCGGACAGGCGGUUGCUGCUCCGAGGGAUUCGUCGUGUGGUUUAUUGCCACUGCAUGUCGCGGCGAGUGCGGGAUCCGUCGAGUGCGCGCGAUUAAUUCUAAACUCCGUUGGACCGGAACUAGCCGGUCUCGAGACAACCGACUAUUUCGGACGGACGCCGCUUCUUUGUGCGGCCGUCAACGGACAAUGCAACGCUAUUGAAUUACUGCUCGAAUGGAAAGCCGACGUGCGCGCUGUUGACUCCAAUAAGAAUACGGCGCUGCAUCUAGCUUGUCAAAGACGUCAUUCCGCAGCGGCGUCAUUGCUCUUGAAUUGGAUCGAGUCGCUCGGCAACUCCGAUACCGGCGACAAGAACACAUCGCAAUCGCAACGUGUUUCCGUCAUUAACAUGAUUAACAAGCAGCAGAGAACGCCGCUGCAUCUGGCGGCGAGAAACGGUCUCGUGACAAUCACGCGACGACUAUUGCAAUUGGGCGCGAGUGUCAUAGCUGUUGACGCCGAAGGACUCACGCCCGCAUUAGCGUGUGCCCCAAAUCCGGCGGUGGCCAAGUGUUUAGCUACUAUUCUUGCCGCACAAGGUCAAAAUGGAGAAACCGCACAAUACUCGCCGGCUAUUCAGCACACGUUGGAAGUAUAUCUGAACGGUGUGGACUCGCAGCACAGCUCCGACUCGGAGUUUUACUGACAGCGAGCGUUGGCACGCUCGGAUCGUCAGAUGUUCCGAGCGAGAAUGAACGUUGGCUCGAGACGCGGCAACAUCAAUGCUGCUAGACUGAUCUGGACGAGCGGCUGGCUCUUUUCCAUUCUAGCGUAAUUAGCUUCUAAUUCCGACGAGCCGGGCGAGAUUGCUGGAAUAGGUGGAUCUCCCGUGGUGACUAGCCUCAUAAGUAGCAAUUGUGACAAUACCGAUGUCUGUGCUAUCGAAAACUCGAUAGAGCAACUAACCGACUGCCAAGAGGGAUACGGAUGUACGUACGUAUGUUAACCAGAGUUACUUAAUAAUAGCCGAUAGACUUAGGUAUACUUAGGAUCAAGCUGUACAGUAUUCAAAGUCAUUCAGCUUUCUGUUCAUGUAAUUAUACAUGCGCGAGGUGCAACAUUGUCUUGCAUCUCGAGACACGACAUUCAUAAAAAUCAAGUGUUGUAAUUUUGUUUUAAAAUUUGUCAAUUAGAACGAAUGUGUACAUAACGUUUCAAGGAUGUUCAGGUGCAUAUACUAUUCGGUAUCAAUCGCGUUACGGAAUAUCCGUGUAUGAUUGACGAUUAAUGCGUUAAUGUCAAUUGUUUUCCCUCUGCCAUUUAUGUUGUAAUGGCGUGUUUUGAGACGACAGUUCGGUCAAAUACUAUCGAAAUACACGUUUUUAUUUAGGACGAGUACAAAAUUUUGCCAUUAGCGCUGAACUCCCAUGCAGCACACAACCGUUGAAUCAACAUCUCAAAAAUAUUGCAUUGCAACGUUUUUUUUUAUAGAUUUAAUGCUGAAAAGACAUUGCGGAAACGUGUAAUAUCAGCUGAAUUGCAAUGUCGUGUAGACGUAAUUCAACAUUUAGAAAACAUUGUUAAGUAGUGGAUAACAUUGCCGCACUUAGCAGAACGUGUCUUUAUUCGAAUUUCAAAAGAUAAACAAUUUGUUGAAUGUUGUAGCAACAUAAAGAAUCACUGUAAAAGAAUCAACGUAGAUUCAACGUUAGAAAGAUAUUUAUACUUCAACAUUCAACAUUGCAAUGUCUCAGCAACGUUGUUUCAACUUUUUGUGCUGUAUGGGAUAUUCCUCUUGAACAUUAUUUACGUAUUCAAAUUAAUUUAUUGUUAAUUCUAGCAAAGUGUCGAUUACACGAUAUCUAUAUUUUUCUCUUCUCUUAAAUAUCUUAUAUAUAGAUAUAUAUCUCUAAAACACACAUAGCUGAGAACGAAACAUAGUUUUUCCGCACACAUUUGUGCAGUUUCCACAUCUCUCAUAGCCUAUAACUUCUAAAUAUGAUAAUUAACGCACAUAUAUACCUCCUACGUUUCGAUAUGUUUGCCUGCAUAAUUUUCUAAAUCAACCACGUCGGUUAAUAUAACACGUAUAAUUCUCUCACGAUUGAUUAACGCGAGUCUUGAAUAUGGACCACAGAGAAUAAUAAUAAUAAUAAUAAUAACGAAGUAAUAAUAGUUGCGUUAAAUAAGUCUUGAAUGCAAUUGUAAAUCUCUAACCAUGAUGGAUUUAACAGUAAAACAGCGGAGUAUUAUCAGUUUUGUAGUCGAGUAGAUGUAAUAAUAAAGAAA